This is a messenger RNA of Dermatophagoides pteronyssinus (European house dust mite), 2498 nucleotides long. RefSeq lists its product as uncharacterized. NCBI's taxonomy places the organism in Eukaryota, Metazoa, Arthropoda, Arachnida, Sarcoptiformes, Pyroglyphidae. The record is from RefSeq and is a predicted model, not a curated record.
UACGUAUAGAUCAAUUAAAAGUUAUUAUUAUUAUUUGGAAAUUUUGUGUAAUCAUUAGAAUUAAAAUGGAUUCAAUUCAGCAACCCGAAUAUUUACGUUACGAAGAGUUAAUAGGAACUCCAUUCCAGAUUUUUUUGGAAAAUUUCCGUGAAAAAAGAAGAUACAAUCAAAACUUGAUCAGCCGCGGCGAACCAAGAUCAAACGAAGAAGCGGACAGGAAAUUUCCAAAGCAAAAAUGUCCACUGGGAGAUUGUAGUACUCUAUUAUCCACCGCAUUUUCAAUGCAUAGACAUAUAAAGAAUAUUCAUCCUACUUAUUUCAAGGAAAGACGUGAACAAUAUUGGCUACAUAAAUCAUCGCAACAAGCAUCGAAUAUUCAACAAUCUAUAACUAAUUCUUUAAUUAUCGAUGAACAAAAUGAUUUAUCAUCCACCGACAAUCAUGAAAUAGAUCAACCACUAUGUUGUUCUGAAUUGGUUGAUUCAAAUGCAUCAAUAAUCGAUUUUUCUUGUCAAUUUGAUGUCAAUCAAGAACAUUCCUAUGCUAGAUCAUCAAAUGAACAACCAUGUUGUUCUGAUUCGGUUGAUUCUAACACAUCAAUUAUGGAUUUUUCUUGUCGAUUUAAUGAUAAUGAUGACCAUUCAGAUACAAUUUUUGAUGAAACGGAUUUUCAUAUUUCGUCUGAUGAAAAUGAAGAAGAUUUAAAAGCUAUUGAAGAGUUGUUUUCGAAUUCAUUUAAUGAUGAAGAAGAACAAAUUACAAGUUCAUUUUAUGCUAAAAAUGUUGAAGUGUUACCACCUGAGGAAAAAAAAUUAAUUGAUGAUUUUAUAUCGGAAAUCAUCAGAACUAAGGUGAAUAAAUCGAUAGCCGAUAAACAUGCUGUUGCUUAUGGAACUAUUGUAGCCAAAUAUUUUAUAAUGGCACGGAAAAAAAAAUUAAUCGUCCAAAAUAUAAUGGAAAAAUACUGUAGUAGUAGCUACCUUCAAAAACAAUUUCUUUUCCAACAAAAAAAUCACAUCAAACCUAUUACGAUAAUAAUACCAAACUUAAAAAUCCAGUAUUUUUCGAUAACAAAAAUUAUAAAAAAUGUUAUUGCUCAACAUCCAUUUUUGAUUGCCGAAAUAUUGAAAGAAAAAGAUCGAAUGUUCAUUCCUGAACCUCAAAGAAAUCAUUUUCUCAUUAAAAAUGAAUUAGAUACUACGGACUAUAAAUUAUUCCAAAGAUUAAAAGCUAAAUUAAGAAUUGAGAUUGCAUUGGACGAUUUUUCAUUUAUGGGCAUAACCGGGAGAAAAUUCUUAGCUGGAUACAUGACAAUAUCAAAUCUUCCGUUUAUCGAAAGAACCCAACGUGGCCAAAUAUUUAUGUUUUUAUUAGCUAAAAGGCCUGUUGAACCAACUACAGAUGUGAUGAAUAAAAUAUUAAAUCCAUUUGUUGAUGAAAUGAAAAAAUUAGAGAUUAAUGGAUUGAAUUUCGAUGGUUAUAAUGAGAAGAUUUAUGUAACGCUUUCAAGCGUAAUUUGUGACAAUCUUGCUCAACACGAAGUUUUGGGACUUCCUUUGUCUUUUGGAAAAAGCAGUCAAUGUAGAGAUUGUUUUCAAAAAUUUGAAAAUUAUGCAAACAUAAGGUCGCAUUCAAUCAUCAAUUCAUCUGGUAGUGAUAUUGAUUUAUUUUGUCAUAAAUAUGACUUUAGAGAACCUAAACCUUGUGUUUUGACACGACUGGACGGUAUUACUCGGUACAAUAUCAUGCCCCCAGAUUAUUUUCAUGAUUUAUUUGGUAAGCGUGGUGAAGCAUUCAUGCGACUAGCAUGCGUGUUUUUCGAUGAAUUCAACACAUUCUUAACUGGUCGAGAAAAACAAUUGUAUAGAGACACUAUUGAGUUUAUACGAUUGACAGGCCAAUUAGAAUUUGAUCGUUUAGAUCUUGAUCGAAUGAAAAGUUUGAGUAGAUCCAUCAUUGAUUCAUAUGUGUCAAUCGUUAAGGAUAAUUCAUCCAAACUCAGUGUAACAUAUAAACUCCACAAAUUGUUGCAUUAUGCAGAUAAUAUUUUAAAAUUCGGCCCUCUGUUUUUGUCGAAUUCGAUGAGAUUCGAACGAUGUCAUCAGACAUCGAAAAAAUACGGUCGUGUGAUGAAUUGUUGGGUAUCCCCAGCUAAGACAUUGUCCAAUCGAAUGUCGAUGCGUCAAACUUUGGUGCUAUCCCAACAAAUCAUCGACAAAAAAAAGUGGAUAAAAAAAACAUUUAUUACUGAACAAGAAUCAAUCAACUUGAAUCUAGAAGUUGCGAAUGAUCAAGGUGAUUUUCUUCUUGGUAAAAACGUUAUUAGAAGAUUGAAGGCUCCAGGAUUCAAACCUAAAGUUUGGAUCGAAGGUAAGGAGUUUUUGAUUCAACCGGAUUCCAAACAACUUUUCCUUAGAGGAAAUAUUUGGUUGGAAGAAAGAAAUCAGGACAAAUUAUCUAUUUAUGAAAAAAUCACUUUUCAUAAGCAAAAUUGCAUU